CCUAGGCACAGCCUUAAAAGGUAGUUCCAGCUCGGCUGUGUAGAACAGGGUGGUUUUAGUCAACUUUACCGCGGUUCCAGUGGGAACUAAUGAUUACUGAUAAUUAUUUACAUUUAAAGCUUUUUACAAAUCGGUUGCUAGCGACGCUCGCGAGUUUUAACCGUUUGUUGGAGAUUCAGGAAGUGAAGAGAUACUUGUUUCCGGCACCCACUUUCAGAAGUAGAGCUGCGUAGAUGACCCUGAAGUCUGACCAUGGCGUCCCACCCUCAGAUGUGCCCUGAUUUAGGUUCAGGACACAAGCAGUCGGUGAAGGCUCAGCUGUUAGCGUCUCAGCAGCUGCUGGUGGUGUCUCUGUAUAACGUCGCGCCGCUGUUAGACUGCGUCCUGGCUGCAGGUCUGCUGUCUCAGGAUAACUAUCACGAGGUGAAGGCAGAAAAGACACCACAGAAGAGUGCCCGCAAGCUGCUGGAGAUCGUUCAGGGUCAGAUGGACGAGUGCGGAGCCGCACGCUUCCUGGAGUGUCUGCGGGAAUGUAAGCAGCAUUACCCACGUCUGCGCACUUUGCUGUCUGCUGAAACCGAAAUCCAGCGUGGACCCACAGAGCGGAAACUGCAGGCUCAGUUUUCCUGCCUGUGCAGCCGCCUGGGUUUGUCCGUGCUGCCUGUAUCUCUGGCUCUGUUCUCCAGCAGCACCAUCACACAGUUCGAUCUGGAGCGGAUCCAGGCAGCACCGACCCCCACGCAGCAGAGCCACGUCCUGCUGAACAUCUGCCUUACCAAGGGAGAGUUAGCAUGCAAGAGCUUUUACACGGCGCUGUACGAAGCGGACCCUCUGCUCGCCGAGGACAUAAACAGCAGUAGUUUGUUAAAGAAACUGUCGUGGAACAGUGACGAGCUGAGCAAUGUUGGUAUGGCAGUAGAGGAAACACAAGACAUCGCAGCAGGACAUCUCCCCUACUCAGGAGUGCUCCAGAAGGUGAGAGCUCAUCUGGGUGUGGUUGUGGGAGACGAGGCCAGGCUGAACAUGUGUGAGCUGGGGGUUUCAGUGGGUCUGCCACGUCGCACAGUCAAAGAGUGUCUUCUAGAGGGGGUGAGCUUAGAGGAUGCGGCCCAGCUGGAGGCUCUGGUGGCUCUGUUCAUGGAAAAGACUCAGGAUGCAGACCGGCUGCUCAGCAGAGUGGCUGAAGUGGAGAUUAAAAGCGUGCAGCUCUCUGAGCGAGGAUGUUUGUCCCUGAGGCUCCUACAGGCUGCCGAUUCUCUUCUUCGCAGUGGGAGCUGCAGUAAAUGCCUCUCCCAGGAUUAUCUGCACGAUCAGGGUAACCUACACAGUGCUCACUGCGGUGAUGAUUGUACGUUGUGGAUCAUCUUUCGCUUCCUGGUGUGGGACUGCCUGGCCGAGGCCGUGGAAGAACCCAAGCUGAAGUCUAGCAGCGGCCUGCCUGUGAUGCUUCAGCAGCUGCAUAGCAGUGCUCGAGUGGAUGUGGAGCUCCUGCAGGAGCUGGAGCAGUGCUGGAGCGAUGGAGGAACCGAGAACCUGCUACAGAGCGUCAGGGUUCUGGCACAGAUUCUGAAAGACCUGCACUCACUACACACCGGUGUCCAUCUGUCAAGUCCUGUGGAGGGGUCAUAUUCCUGCUGGACUCGGCUUCACAGGGUCACAUCGUUUCAGGGCGUGUCAGUGCGGGCCAUUCGGAGAGUUCUGAACAGCGUGGUGGCAGCCUCGACACAGCAGGACGUGACCCCUCGAGCUCGACAGUACCGAGAGGUGUGCGUGUACGUGGCACGAUUGUUGGACACCGUGCAAGCGGAAAGGAGCGUCAGAGAUUUCGCAAAUUCCUCCAUUGCUCAAAUCACCCAGCAUAUUCGACUUGUUCUUUCCAGACCUGCUUUUGACUCUCAGGCCUUUGAUGCAGGAGUUUGGAACCGUUUAAUGUCUCUGACCGAGUUUAAUCCUGCACAGCUGGACCUGGGGCCCCUCCUGCAGCUGCACCAGGAGACUUUGUCUGAACUAAAGUGCUACCUUCAGCCAGAUGAAUGCCACAGUUUCCACUUUGUCAUGGAGUCCAUUCAGGUGCUUGGGUUGGCACGGUUGAUCUCUGUGAACAUCUCCAGAGGAGUAGUGGCAAUCGAUGAUGGUGUGGAGGAGGUCUUUUAUUUCAAAUUAUCCGAGCCGGGUUCCUUCCUGGUGCGCCUGCACUGCCGCGUUCAUGAGAAGAGCAAAGGGCGAUUCGAAGUUCGCAAACCUCGGUGCGUACGCAUUUCUCGGCUUAACGAGGACGGAUUACAGGCGAUGCCCAACUUGGGCGAGGUUUUAGUGCAGGACGAUGAUAAAAUGUGGGUAAGAGAAAGUGGGAGUGGAUGGUGGGAGGAAAUGCAGUGUGUAGCACUGAGAUAUUCUGUACAGCUCCAGGAAGAAGGCUGCUGUUUCGCCAUCACGACUUCAGACACGGAGUGUGAAGUUAAGUUCAUGUACAGACGCAGGAGGCUGUGGGCCACGCCACAUAGAGGAUGCGAGGUGAUCUGAGAACACACUUACAACCAGUUCCAUGCCCUGAUUAUACGCUCACACUGACCUAAUCAACGUUCCUGCAGGAGGUCAACCACACAUGCACAAACUGAGCCAACGCACACAGCUGCACAGAUGUUACGAGUUCUGGGUGUGUGGUGUGAUGAACAAAAAAAGAAUCUUCUGUGUUUGCAUGCUCGGAUAAUGUUUCCAUAUUUAUGAUGAAUGAAUGAAAAACAUUUUUUUUAGCCGAACAUCACACUCAAAAUUAUGUGUAGAGCAAAACCAAAUACUCACUUUUUUUAACCAAAUCAUUUCAAGUUUUUACAUUUUAGUAUUAUAACACACAGUAGAGUGAGUUGACAGGACAUGGCUAAGGGUUGAUUAUUGUUUUUAUAAAAUAAUUUUUUUUAUUACUGUUGUGAAUUUAAUGCAACUCAAAGGGAAAGUGAUUUCAUUACUGUUCCACUUACUGCCACUCUACAUUGUUACAACCGUACAAUAAAAUACAUUUUAUUUCUAA
This is a messenger RNA of Silurus meridionalis, 3028 nucleotides long. RefSeq lists its product as uncharacterized. Gene Ontology annotation, biological process: regulation of apoptotic process. Bases 253 to 2523 code for a protein of 756 amino acids. Gene Ontology annotation, cellular component: canonical inflammasome complex. The record is from RefSeq and is a predicted model, not a curated record. The transcript has 8 exons. NCBI's taxonomy places the organism in Eukaryota, Metazoa, Chordata, Actinopteri, Siluriformes, Siluridae.